AUGAAAAUUUUUUUAGUUCUAAUAUUUUUUCUUUUUUUUAAGAAAUAUUACUUUUUGAAUAUUUUGAGCAGAAAGUAUUAUUAUUUCAUUAAUAAAAAUAGUAAUUUUAAGAAAAGAAAAAAGUAUAUAUACAAAAAAUUAAAAUGUAAAUUAGAAGGUAUAGAAUAUAAAGUUAAAAAUUUAGAUGCUUCUGUCAAUUUUUACAAAAAUGUUUUAAAUUUUUGUAUUUCCGAGAAAGGGGAGAAAUUCGUUAAAAUGAUAUUAGCUCAUGAUCAGGCCUACAUAAAAUUAAUUCAAAAUGAGGGAGAUAUGAAUAUUGGAGAACAUUCUUUUCUUGGUUUAGGACUACAAUUAAAAGAAUUUGAUAUAAAUAAAACAAAAUUAUACAACGGGAAUAUUGAGGAAGAAAUAGAAAAAAGGCCAGUAACACCUUGUAUUUUACCUGAUGAAGAUGCUCAAAUUAGGAAAUUUUGGAAUAACUGCUUCAUAACAGAUCCAGAUGGUUAUGGUAUAGAAAUAGUUUUAGAAAAUGAAGAAAAGAAGCUUGAUAGGAUCAGAUUUUUUACUACAUCAACAAAAGAUUCUCAAAAGUUUUAUGCUGAUAUUUUAGGAAUGGAUUUAAUAAAAAUACAAAGCCACCUAGAAGAAAUAUCUUAUCCUUGGAAUAUAUACGGUGGUAUGAGUUAUUUUUUUUCAUCUAAAAAAAAUUCAACUGUUUUACAGUUCGCUUAUGCUUAUGAUGAAGAUAAACUGCACAUGGGAAACUCUUUAGGAAAUAUAAUUUUGAGUUUUAAAAACUUAAAUGAAAUUGAAAAAAAGUUAAAUAAAAAUAAUGUAGAAAUAUUAAAAAAGGAUGAUGAUAUAUUAGUAAAAGAUUUAAAUGGAUAUAGUUUACGUUUAAGAAAGAGUAAAUAA
Plasmodium relictum is the source of this 915-nucleotide messenger RNA. It is a transcript of the gene GILP, whose product is annotated as glyoxalase I, putative. The transcript is spliced from 6 exons. NCBI's taxonomy places the organism in Eukaryota, Apicomplexa, Aconoidasida, Haemosporida, Plasmodiidae. The record is from RefSeq and is a predicted model, not a curated record. Gene Ontology annotation, cellular component: cytoplasm. Gene Ontology annotation, molecular function: lactoylglutathione lyase activity. Bases 1 to 915 code for a protein of 304 amino acids.